This is a messenger RNA of Penicillium cataractarum, 2055 nucleotides long. RefSeq names its product sodium:solute symporter family protein. The transcript has 4 exons. Gene Ontology annotation, biological process: spermidine transport; putrescine transport; urea transmembrane transport. The coding region runs from base 1 to 2055 and encodes 684 amino acids. Gene Ontology annotation, molecular function: putrescine transmembrane transporter activity; spermidine transmembrane transporter activity; urea transmembrane transporter activity. Gene Ontology annotation, cellular component: plasma membrane. NCBI's taxonomy places the organism in Eukaryota, Fungi, Ascomycota, Eurotiomycetes, Eurotiales, Aspergillaceae. The record is from RefSeq and is a predicted model, not a curated record.
AUGUCGGAAGGGGUGGCCACCUUUGAAGCGCCCUUGUCGCAGGGCUUUGGAUAUGGCAUUAUCCUGGGGUUAGGAUUUGCUUUUGCAUUGGUGAUGAUCUUCAUCACUUGGGCAUUGAAACGCUAUCAGAAUGAAGUCCAAACAUCUGAAAUGUUCUCGACUGCAGGGCGGUCCGUCAAAUCUGGUCUGGUUGCUGCUGCAGUCGUGAGUAGUUGGACAUGGGCUGCAACCCUUCUUCAGUCUUCGGCCGUGGCAUACAAAUAUGGAAUUUCAGGUCCAUUCUUCUACGCAUCUGGCGCAACGGUCCAGAUCCUCCUCUUCGCAACCAUCGCCAUUGAGCUCAAGCGCCGUGCGCCAAAUGCUCACACCUUCCUCGAAGUCAUUCGUGCUCGCUAUGGAACUACCGUUCACGUUGUCUUCAUCGUUUUCUGCCUUAUGACCAACAUUCUUGUCACUGCUAUGCUGCUCACUGGUGGAUCGGCUGUUAUGACAUCCCUUACUGGAGUACCCACUGCAGCUGCGUGCUUCCUGCUUCCUAUUGGUGUCGUUCUAUAUACACUCUUCGGUGGUAUCAAGGCUACCUUCAUCACGGAUUACAUGCAUACCGUGGUUAUCCUGGUCGUGAUCUUCCUUUUCGCUUUCUCGGCAUAUGCGACCAACGCUGAACUCGGCUCCCCGAGCAAGAUGUAUGAUGCUCUCGUCGCGGCCGCCAAAGCUCAUCCCGUUGAAGGCAAUGCGGAGGGAAGUUAUCUCACCAUGCGAUCCAAGGAGGGUGGUAUCUUCUGGAUAAUCAACUUGAUUGGAAAUUUCGGCACCGUCUUCCUCGAUAACGGUUACUACAAUAAGGCCAUUGCUGCUAGUCCCGUGCAUGCAUUCCCCGGCUAUGUUAUUGGUGGACUCUGCUGGUUCGCCAUCCCCUGGCUGUGCGCCAGCACUAUGGGUAUCUCGGCGUUGGCUCUUGAGGGUUCUCAGCGUUUGAGCAGUGACGAUGUAACUGCUGGUCUGGUCCUUCCUUUCGCGGCCGUCAAGCUCCUCGGCUACAGUGGCGCCGUCGCCACCACUUUGAUGAUUUUCAUGGCUGUUACGUCUGCUUUCUCGGCUCAAUUGAUUGCCGUCUCUUCGAUUUUCACCUAUGAUAUUUACCAGGCCUAUAUCGAUCCCGCUGCCAAGGGCAAGAAGCUUGUCUGGAUCUCGCAUAUGUCUUGCAUUGUCUAUGCUAUUAUCAUGGCCGGCUUUGCUACUGGACUGUACUAUGCUGGUAUUGGUAUGGGGUACCUGUAUCUGCUCAUGGGUGUUAUUAUCUCGUCUGCCGUGUUCCCCGGUGCCAUGACCCUGCUGUGGAAGGGCCAGAACUGGAUUGCUGCCGCUGCAUCGCCGCCUCUUGGUCUCGCGGUGUCGCUGAUUGCCUGGCUGGUCACUGCAAAGAAGGAAUACGGUGUUUUGACCGUGGAUACGACCGGUGCCAACUACCCCAUGCUCGCUGGCAACGUCGCUGCUCUUCUCAGCCCCGUCGUCUUCGUCCCUAUCUUCACCUUCGUCUUCGGCUCCCAGAACUACGACUAUGAGUCUAUGCGCGCAAUCCGCAAGGUCGAUGACACUGAAGUUGCCGCAGCCGCGCAUAUCGAUCUUGAACUCGUACCCGGCGAGGGUCACGGUCCUUCUGCAGCCGAAUCCGAAGAAGAAACACGCAAGCUCAACCGUGCAGCUCUGUACUCGCGUACCCUGACCAUCUUCAUGACUCUUGCCUUCCUGAUCCUUUGGCCCAUUCCCAUGUACGGAUCAUCAUACGUGUUCAGCAAGAAGUUCUUCACUGGCUGGGUCGUUGUCGGAAUAAUUUGGUUGUUCUGCACUCUCUUUGGUGUGGUCGUUUUCCCGCUUUAUGAAGGUCGUGAGAGUAUUGUGCGUGUUGUGCGGAUGAUGAGCCUGGAUCUGAUGGGCCGCAAGCCAACGGUGUAUCGGGGCCACAAGACGGAUGGCGCGCAGGCUUCUGGUAUUGCGACACCCACGGAGAAGGUUGGAGAGAAGGAGAAGGAGGCGCUUGAGGCGUCUGCUUAG